AUUGUCAACUGUCUAAUAGUCUUUUGUUUAAUUUCACGAAAUAUAUAUUUUUUCAUUUAAAAAAAAGGAGGUUAAAAAAAAAAACGUUGAAAAUAAUUUUUUUUUAGUGAAUGAUAUCAUGCUAUAAGCGUGCUUGGUGACGUGAGCUUUCAAAGAAUAAAAAAAGCAUGAAAAAAUGAUAAAAUAAAUAUAAAAAAUAUAAAAUUUCAUUUUUUUAUAUGUUGUGUUCGUUCACUCGUCGUUUUACCUUCUGUCAAUUGACGUGAAGAUCCUGCUAAGGAAAUAAAAACCCAAAAAAAAAAAAGAUAAAAAAAAAUAUCUCUUGCAAAAAUAAUCUAAAUAUAAAUAAAAAAAAUGUCAACUGAUUUUUCUGAAAAUCUAUAUUGCAUUGAGCAGAUAAAAAUACCCGUGACAUUUCCCAACAUUUUAAAAAUUUAUGCAAAAGCAGCAAUACGUACACAGCCUCUUGAUUUAUUACGUUGGACAUCAUCAUAUUUUCAUGCCCUUGCCAAAGGUCAGCCUCCACCAGUAAAGGAACGUUUUGAGUAUCUGCCUUUCACUCAUCCCACCGGAAUAACCCCAGGUUACCUGAGAACCCUCCUCAAUCAAUUUGACCGUUCUUCAUGCAACUAUGAAAGUAGUAGCAGAAUAAAAGUGGCCUUCAAGACCCUUUUUAAACGUUGGCAGGGCAUUGGUCUUUCUAGCGAUCUUCUGUAUCAGAUCUUGAUGAUUGGCCGUCUUCUACACACUCACAAUAAUAAGGAAAUUGACCUUUACCGUUUUCUUGCUGUUGCCUGCGGCCUUCUUGCCAACAACCUUCGAGAUACGUUGAUCCUUGUUUGUGAGUUAUUUACGGAUGAACCCAAGGGUGGAUCUGCUAUGAUACCACUGAGAACCAUGUUAAGUCUCUAUGGAUAUCUAGCAAAGCUUGAUUGUAGUGGUAUAAAUCCCAUGUUAACAAAUAUAAAAACCAGUGAAUUUUCACAAAUAUCAUCCUCAUUUUGUGAUAGUGAUUUAUUGUCAACAUUUAAUUCAAGAGAUACUGAAAUUACAUGCACGUGUGAGGAGAAUAAAGCUGAGACUAAUUUGUCCGAUGACAUGAAACUCUAUUCUCCUGAAGAAAUAACAGUAGACAGUGAUUCACUCGAGGAAGAUGAUGAUGAUGAUAAGACAAGAUCUUCAUGUUCUGCUCGUUUGAGCAUAAAAAUUGACAAGAAAUCGUCAACGAAAAUACCUGAAAAUAAUUAUGAAAAUGAGGAUUAUAAUAAUGGUAUAGAACAUGAAGAGUUUACAAACUUUGAAGAAGUUACUCCAACUUAUAAUCAUGAUGACAAUGAACAAACGACAUCGUCAGUGGACACUAUGGUUUUUGUUGAUAGUAAAAAUACUUUAGAAAAUCAAGAUGAUGAGGAUAAUUUUAUUGAAGAAAAUAACACAGCUAAUGAUAAAAGUUUUGAAUCAUCAUUUCAACAUGAUAACAUCAAUGAGGAAAUAAAGGAGAGUGUUGCUGCCGCAAAAAGUCAAAUUAAUGGGGAUGAGAUAAACGAGGUCGAGGGUAAAAUAAACCAAACAUCAAGUGGUGUAGAAAUAAUUUUACCAAAGAAAAAUUUUAAUAAUGAUACUGUAAAUCUUGAAGAAAGUUGUGAGUGUUGUAAGUGUGGAAUAAAUUUAUCAAGAACAUCAGUUGUAAAAGAUGAUAUUAUAGAAACUUCAACAAUUGAAUCAUCAUCGUCAUCAUCAAUGUCGUUGGAGAAUUUUUUUAAUAUAAAUCAAAAAGUAAAUUACAAUGUACCUGGUAUUGGUCCAAUUGUCAGUGACGAACAUAUAACUCGAGUUAAAAUUUGGCUGAUUGAAUGUGCUCAACGUCAACAAAAUCUCGUUGGACCACGUAAUUUUCGUCAUUUUUUAUGUCCCGAUCUUCAAGGUACCGAAAAUUUAUAAUCAUAAAUUUAAAAACAAAUUUUAUUAUUCUCAAAAUAAAAAUAAAAUUAAUUUAUAAAUUAUUAAAUUCACCAAACGAUGUAAUAAAUGUAUAUCAUAUAUAUAUUUUUAUGUUUUAAAAUAAAAAAAAGGUUAUAAAUUAUAUUACAAACAU
Aphidius gifuensis is the source of this 2095-nucleotide messenger RNA. RefSeq lists its product as uncharacterized. The record is from RefSeq and is a predicted model, not a curated record. Lineage: Eukaryota; Metazoa; Arthropoda; Insecta; Hymenoptera; Braconidae. The coding region runs from base 355 to 1941 and encodes 528 amino acids. The transcript is spliced from 5 exons.